CAAAGCCUGACUGUCUACCUCACUAUCGGACUCCCACAGCUACCCAAGGGAGAGAGAGAGGAGUGAAGAGAGACACCACUUGUUUUUUUUGUGUGUCUUUUCUUGUAGUAGCUGUUAACUGUUGUUAAUGACGCGCGUUUGGACAACUCUGGUCUCCGGUCCCAGGAAGGGCCAGGGGCAUUAAAGUGAAAGUGUGUGCGUCUGUUCUCUUUUUCUCUCCUGUACACUGGAACCAUACAGUUAGCAUCAUGACUCUACUGGGCUCUGAACGCUCCAUACUGAUACGAAGCAAGUUUAGAUCAGUUCUGCAGUUCAGACUCCAGCAGAGGAGGACUGGAAAGCAGCUUGCAGACCAGGGCAUCAUGCCUCUAAAACAUGGGACACUUCCUAAGCAGGAGGACUCGUAUGCAUUCGAGGAGGACAGCAGCAGUGACAGUCUGUCUCCAGAGCAAAUCCACAGUAGCAGUCUAUCUCCAGAGCAACCCCACAGUGACGAGUCCCAGGGGUCCGCAUGCCCCUCUUUUGAAGCCAUGGGCAGCACCCCCUCCUCCUCCUCAUCACCAGCCCUCACUAGACCUAGACAGGGGUGUCAGAACAGAGACCCGUCUGAUCAGAGCCAGGAAGAUGGCUUGUCUGUGGCUAACAAUAGGCAGUCUGCAGCCCCACCGGCCGUAGUCAACUCUAAGACCCCAGACAAGAACCGCCACAAAAAGCCCAAAGACGUGAAGCCUAAGGUGAAGAAGCUGAAGUACCACCAGUACAUCCCUCCGGACCAGAAGGCCGAGAAGUCCCCUCCUCCCAUGGACUCGGCCUAUACCAGGCUCCUGCAGCAACAACAGCUCUUCCUACAGCUGCAGAUCCUCAGCCAACAGAAACAUGCACACACACAUUCGCACACACACUCACAGUACACACACUCCCGACAUGCCCAACACACACAGCAACGCCAGCAUAGCUUCAACUACCAGCCUCUGCACCAGCCGGCCCUAGCCCAGAAACAAUCCAGUGAGCAGCUGAUGGUGUGUACCUCGAGUGUUCCUACUAACACAGUCAACAGUAGCUCCUUGUCUUCAGUGAAGACCACAUACUCCGGUCAAACCAAUGUCUCAUCAGUCAAACCUGCUCCUCUCCCACCUAACCUGGAUGACCUGAAGGUGUCAGAGCUCAGACAGCAGCUGCGUAUCCGGGGCAUGCCAGUCUCAGGAACCAAGAUGGCCCUCAUCGAGAGACUCUGCCCCUUCAAGGACCACACCUCAAGCCCCUCCCAUUCAGGCUCCAAUGACAUCACCACGAUCACCUUCCCUGUCACCCCCACGGGGUCCCUGUCCUCCUACCAGUCCCCCUCCUCCUCCAGCACCCUCUCCCAGGGCGGGUAUUACCCCUACCCCAGCACUUCCUCCACCCCACCCAUAUCCCCCGCUUCCUCAGACCUCUCCCUCAGCGGCUCACUCCCAGACAGCUUCAGCGGCAUGCCCAUGUCCUCCUCGCCACUGUUUUGCAUCCAGCCGUCCCCAGGCCAGCUCAGCGCUGAGGAAGGCCAGGGGGGAGGGGGUUUGAGCGGGGUAGGACUGCAGGGAGGGGAGGUUGAAGGAAUGGAACGGGAGAAGGAUAAGAUUUUGGUGGAAAAACAGAAAGUGAUUGAGGAGCUGACGUGGAAAUUGCACCAGGAACAGAGACAGGUGGAGGAGCUCAAGAUGCAGCUGCACAAGAGGAAGCGUUGCCAUGGCGCCACACAGGAGGGUGUCCUGGCUCCAUCCCAGCCCCACCACCUUCCCCUCCAGCAAUCCCCGUCCCUGAUGGGGCAGCACUUCUUUGGGGUGACAGUCAAGCAGGAGCCCAUGUCCCUCUCCUCCAGCUGCCCCUUCUCCUCCCCCAAGCACCUAAAGAGUCCUCCAGGAAGCUGCAUGGAGGAGAUGGGCCAUUGCGGUGCCUCCCUGCCCAGUAUGGGGGGCCCUGAUGGGCCACGAUGCCUGGACCAGACCCCCUCCUCUGGAAGUCCCUCAGGCAUGUGUUCCUUCCUGAGUCCCCAGUGCUCUCCUGAAGACUCGCCCAUUACCAAGAAGUCCAACAGCCCCCAGCCUUCCUCCCCCAACAACCCCUACCUGCUGUCACUGCCGCUGGGCAGAGACAGGUGCAGCCAGCCCCUCAACCAGGCCAGCACCAGGCCCUGCAACAUGCAGAUUCACCAGAAGAAUGAAGGCCAGGCUGUAAACUGCUCCUAUCCCUCUGACCAGAGAGAGCUCCCCAACUCAGCCGACAACAGCCUGAACCACAGGGUCAACCUGAAGUCCAAGAACCCAAAUAUGCAGCAGAUACCUAUAUUGCCCUGUCCCCAGCACGUUGGCCAAAAGUGCCCGGUCUCGUCCCCCGCCUUCUGUAGCUCAGAUUCAGCUGCAUCCGACUCUAGGCAGCCCCCUUGCUAUGAGGAUGCAGUCAAGCAGCAACUGACCAGAAGUCAGCAGAUGGAUGAGCUUCUGGAUGUGCUCAUAGAGAGUGGAGAGAUACCAGCUAACGCCAGAGAAGAGAGGGAGAGGUCCUCUGUAACCAAAGUUGUGCCUCACAUUACAGUGUCCCCUGGAACCACCGACCUUGCCGACCCAAAGUUCCACCGAAGACACUAUGAACACCUGUCCCCCUCCCAGCUCAAUUACGACCACACAGCCAAUCACAUUGCAGACAGCCACCUGGAGACCCUGCUGGGAAGCCCUCUAGGCCGAGGGGGUGAGGUCGCCCUUCUCAAGAUGGUCGCAGAGGAAUCAGGGCAGGGAGAGGAGGGGGAUAUUGGACUAGAGGGCUACCCCGGUCCGAACCACCACCACCACCAGGACAAACUGCUCUCCAACAGGGGCCUGAUGGAAACCCCAACACCUCUAUCUCCCAUCCACUCCAAAGUGACGUCUGUGGCCGAGGUGCAGGGGAUGGUCGGCAUGACGUUUAGCGAGUCGCCGUGGGAGACGAUGGAAUGGCUGGACCUGACGCCCCCGAGCUUGGCUACGGGAUUCAGCUCUGUCCCUCCCACCGGGUCAAGCAUCUUCAACACAGAGUUCCUGGACGUUACAGACAUCAACCUGAAUACAGCCAUGGACCUUCAUCUAGAGCACUGGUGAAACACCGGAGACUAGCAACCUACAAAAAUAACAAUAUUUUAUUAAUUCAGCAGACUCUUUUCCAGAGUGACUUACAGGAGCAAUUAGGUGCCUUGCUCUGAGUUUUCACCGAGUUGGCUCAGGGAUUCAAACCAGCAACCUUUUGGUUACUGGCCUUACGCUCUUAACCGGUGGGCUACCUGCCAGCCCCCAACACAGCAGGAUACAUGUUAGCUACCUGGAAAACACAACAAAAGACUAUAGUGUCUAGCUACUAGCUAGCUACCUAUAAAACACAACACUUAACUAUAGUGUCUACUAGCUAGCUACCUAGAAAACACAACAUUAGACUAUAGUGUCUAGCUACUAGCUAGCUACCUAGAAAACACAACAAGAGACUAUAGUGUCUAUUAGCUAGCUACCUAGAAAACACAACAAGAAACUAUAGUGUCUACUAGCUAGCUACCUAUAAAACAGAACAAGAAACUAGUGUCUACUAGCUAGCUACCUAGAAAACGCAUCAAUAGACUCGUGUCUAGCUACUAGCUAGCUACCUAGAAAACACAAGAGACUGUUGUCUACUAGCUAGCUACCUAGAAAACACAACAGGAAACUAUAGUGUCUACUAGCUAGCUACCCAGAAAACACAAUAGACUAGUGUCUACUAGCUAGCUACGUAUAAAACACAACAAUAAACUAUGGUGUCUACUAGCUAGCUACCUAGAAAACACAACAAGAAACUAUAGUGACUAGCUACCUAGAAAACACAACAAGAUACUAGUGUCUAGCUACUAGCUAGCACAACAAUAGACUAUAGUGUCUAGCUACUAGCUAGUUACCUAGAAAGCACAACAAGAUACUAUACUGUCUACUAGCUAGCUACCUAGAAAACACAACAAGAGACUAUAGUGUCUACUAGCUAGCUACCUAGAAAACACAACAAGAAACUAUAGUGUCUACUAGCUAGCUACCUAUAAAACAGAACAAGAAACUAGUGUCUACUAGCUAGCUACCUAGAAAACGCAUCAAUAGACUCGUGUCUAGCUACUAGCUAGCUACCUAGAAAACACAAGAGACUGUUGUCUACUAGCUAGCUACCUAGAAAACACAACAGGAAACUAUAGUGUCUACUAGCUAGCUACCCAGAAAACACAAUAGACUAGUGUCUACUAGCUAGCUACGUAUAAAACACAACAAUAAACUAUGGUGUCUACUAGCUAGCUACCUAGAAAACACAACAAUAAACUAUAGUGACUAGCUACCUAGAAAACACAACAAGAUACUAGUGUCUAGCUACUAGCUAGCACAACAAUAGACUAUAGUGUCUAGCUACUAGCUAGUUACCUAGAAAGCACAACAAGAUACUAUACUGUCUACUAGCUAGCUACCUAGAAAACACAACAAGAGACUAUAGUGUCUACUAGCUAGCUACCUAGAAAACACAACAAGAGACUAUAGUGUCUAGCCACUAGCUAGUUACCUAGAAAACACAACAAGAGACUAUAGUGUCUAGCUACUAGCUAGUUACCUAGAAAACACAACAAGAGACUAUAGUGUCUAGCUACUAGCUAGUUACCUAGAAAACACAACAAGAGACUAUAGUGUCUAGCUACUACCUAGCGACCUAGAAAACACAUCAAUAGACUAUAGUGUCUAGCUACUAGCUAGCUACCUAGAAAACACAACAAGAGACUAUAGUGUCUAGCUACUAACUAGGUACCUAGAAAACACAACAAGAAACUAUAGUGUCUACUAGCUAGCUACCUAGAAAACACAAGAGACUGUUGUCUACUAGCUAGCUACCUAGAAAACACAACAAGAAACUAUAGUGUCUACUAGCUAGCUACCUAGAAAACACAACAAGAGACUAUAGUGUCUACUAGCUAGCUACCUAUAAAACACAAUAGACUGUAGCGUCUACUAGCUAGCUACGUAUAAAACACAACAAGAAACUAUGGUGUCUACUAGCUAGCUACCUAGGAAACACAACAAGAAACUAGUGUCUAGCUACUAGCUAGCUAAGCUACCUAAAUACAACAAGAGACUAUAGUGUCUAGCUACUAGCUAGCUACCUAGAAAACUCAACAAGAUACUAUAGUGUCUACUAGCUAGCUACCUAGAAAACACAAGAGACUAAGGUAAACUCACCCCAUUCCGUACAAAUGUGUGCAACCGCGACAUUCAAAAGAGGCUGCAAAGAAAACUAAUGGGACUGUAGCGAAUGUGUUGACUUCAAAAUCUGGGGUGUGAACU
Molecule: messenger RNA, 5339 nt
Organism: Oncorhynchus nerka (sockeye salmon)
Lineage: Eukaryota; Metazoa; Chordata; Actinopteri; Salmoniformes; Salmonidae
Product: myocardin-like
Exons: 12
Coding region: 249-3107 (952 amino acids)
Biological process (GO): positive regulation of transcription by RNA polymerase II; cardiac muscle cell differentiation; smooth muscle cell differentiation
Cellular component (GO): nucleus
Molecular function (GO): transcription coactivator activity
Source: RefSeq, a predicted model, not a curated record